AUGGCUGAAUACAGCCAGCCACCACAUACCGGCUGGGGUGUCAACCGCUCCCCUGCCCAGCAGUUGAAGCUGGAGAAGGUCAUCCCAGGGGCCGCCUGGUCAGCCUGGACCUUGAAGAACGUGGGCGGCGGCAGUUAUCUAGACUUGGCCGGCGGUAACCCGGCUAACUGCACCCCAUUGCAGGGCUGGAACACUGGUGGCCAGACGAAGAGCUCACAGUGGUAUCUGAUCACACAGGACAGUAACAACAGUUGGAUCAUGCUGCAGAAUGCAGCGACGUUUACGUAUGCCGACCUGGACAGCGGCUCGAGGAACGACGGCGUAUCCAAGGGUACGAACGGGGGCCUGAUCUGA
Molecule: messenger RNA, 354 nt
Organism: Penicilliopsis zonata CBS 506.65
Lineage: Eukaryota; Fungi; Ascomycota; Eurotiomycetes; Eurotiales; Aspergillaceae
Exons: 4
Coding region: 1-354 (117 amino acids)
Source: RefSeq, a predicted model, not a curated record